CGACGUCCUUUCUUGUUCGCUUCGUCCCAGCUAAGCGAAUAACUAAGAAAGCAGAGACAGCGAGAGGAAGAGUUGGGAGAAAUUGGUGGGGAAGAAAGAGAUGGGGAGCGGCUGUUUCGCCUGCACCGGACCGAAGGUGGACGAGAAGGAUCGGAUCCAGCAAGCCAUAGCAGAUACACUGAAAUGCACUGCGUCAUGGGAUGUUAAGAACCAUAGCCCAUGGAAUGAGGGGGAGACAUCCAGUAGUGGAUCACGACCAAUCGCUGCUCAUAUAUUUUCAUAUCGUGAACUGGCUGCGGCAACCAAGUUCUUCAGGGCUGAUUUCCUCCUAGGGGAGGGAGGAUUUGGUCGAGUAUAUAAAGGCAUGCUGGAAAGUGGCAAUCAGAUUGUUGCCAUAAAGCAGCUCAAUCCCAAUGGCCUGCAAGGAAACAGGGAAUUUCUUGUCGAAGUUCUGAUGCUGAGCCUACUGCACCACCCCAACCUUGUUAAUUUGAUUGGUUAUUGUGCUGAUGGAGAUCAAAGACUAUUGGUUUAUGAAUACAUGCCAUUGGGAUCCCUGGAGGACCAUCUUCAUGACCUUUCUCCAAAUAAGAGGAGGCUCGACUGGAACACGAGAAUGAAAAUAGCUGCUGGGGCAGCGAAAGGAUUGGAAUAUUUGCAUGAUAUGGCCAGCCCUCCUGUUAUAUACCGUGAUUUAAAAUGUUCUAACAUUUUGCUAGAUGAAGGAUAUCAUCCCAAGUUAUCUGAUUUUGGCUUGGCAAAGCUUGGUCCAGUAGGUGAUAACACUCAUGUCUCCACUAGGGUGAUGGGUACAUAUGGGUAUUGUGCUCCUGAAUAUGCGAUGACGGGGCAGCUGACAGUAAAAUCAGAUGUUUAUAGCUUUGGUGUGGUUCUUUUAGAGCUCAUAACUGGAAGAAGGGCAAUUGACAAUUCUAGAGGAGCAGAAGAGCACAAUCUUGUUGCAUGGGCGCGACCAAUGCUCAACGACAGGAUGAAAUUUCGACAGAUUGCUGAUCCAGUUUUUCAGGGCCAGUAUCCUCCAAGGGGCUUAUACCAGGCACUUGCUGUUGCUGCAAUGUGUGUUCAAGAGCAGCCUUCAAUGAGGCCUCUGAUGGCUGAUGUUGUUACAGCUCUUUCUUACCUGUCUUCACAACCUAACAAACCCGAGAACCAACAGAGACCAAACACCUAUAGGCUUACAGCAACCAGCACUCCUCAUCGAGCGAGAAGAGAUGGCGAAAAGAAACUGAGGUGGGGAUCUGAAAGUGAUCAGUUGAGGAGGUUGAAGUGAAAUCAGUUGAUACCCUUUCAUGAGCUAAAGGUUGUAUGUACCAUCCAUUGAAAAAGUAGAUGGAAGUAGAUAUGCUUUGUCACAGAUUAGAGCUCAUCAUCGGCGUCUCUUUUGGUUGGCUUAUUGUUGUCCGAUUAGUAAAAUGUAUUCUCUUUUUUAUGGAUAUAUAUGAUUAUGAUUCAUUGUAUCCAAGUAAACGUGCAAACAGCAUGCACUUUUUUGCCGUUCUUUUGUUUACAUGGUAUUAAAAUGUAGAAAGUUACACUGUUUGUAUUCUUUUAAAUCUUGUAGAAUGAAGUGUUUGUAUUUUUUUU
Molecule: messenger RNA, 1605 nt
Organism: Musa acuminata AAA Group (dessert banana)
Lineage: Eukaryota; Viridiplantae; Streptophyta; Magnoliopsida; Zingiberales; Musaceae
Product: probable serine/threonine-protein kinase PBL7
Exons: 5
Coding region: 101-1291 (396 amino acids)
Biological process (GO): protein phosphorylation
Molecular function (GO): protein kinase activity; ATP binding
Source: RefSeq, a predicted model, not a curated record